AUGGGACGGGACAUCAUUACGUUGGACGAUUUAACAAAGAACAAUUUAGGGACUUUUAAAAAAAUCAUUGAGGUCACUUUGCCAACUACAUAUCCAGAGUCAUGGUACACAAACUCUCUAAAUAGUGAUCAAAUCACCAAACUUGCAUUCUACAGUGAGUUACCCGUGGGACAGGUCAAGGGGAAGUUGAUCAAUUCCUCUCACAAGGUUCCAAACUUUGAAGUUGCAAACAGCAACAACAUGAACCUGAAGAUGAUUCCGAACGCAGUAUACAUUGAGUCCUUCUCUGUAUUAAAGGCUUACCGUAACUUGGGUAUUGGUUCGAAGUUAUUGGAAUGGCUCAUUGAUGAAGCCAAGCUGAAGUUUAUUCAUGAAAUCGUGUUACACGUUCAUGUUGACAAUCAAGCAGCUAUCGAGUGGUAUAAAAAGAAAGGCUUUGUUCCAAGCGAAGAGGUUGUUAAGGACUACUAUAAACAACAAGGCUUGUCUAAUCCAGACGCUAUCGUCUUAACGUUAACUAUUUAA
This is a messenger RNA of Clavispora lusitaniae ATCC 42720, 525 nucleotides long. RefSeq names its product peptide alpha-N-acetyltransferase subunit (gene NAT5). Gene Ontology annotation, biological process: mitotic sister chromatid cohesion. Gene Ontology annotation, molecular function: N-acetyltransferase activity. The record is from RefSeq and is a predicted model, not a curated record. Gene Ontology annotation, cellular component: NatA complex. Lineage: Eukaryota; Fungi; Ascomycota; Pichiomycetes; Serinales; Metschnikowiaceae.